Messenger RNA from Brassica napus (rape), 1313 nucleotides. RefSeq lists its product as uncharacterized. The record is from RefSeq and is a predicted model, not a curated record. The transcript is spliced from 4 exons. Lineage: Eukaryota; Viridiplantae; Streptophyta; Magnoliopsida; Brassicales; Brassicaceae. Bases 16 to 501 code for a protein of 161 amino acids.
CUCGCUCUCUCCUCUAUGACGCCAUCACGUGUUUUCUUGGACAAAGAUGUUCAAACAACCGAAGAGUAUCUCACUUGGAUGAACGCGAACUUAUCUGUUGCCAACAGAGUUAACGCAGACGUUGUCACUAAGACUGAGACAAUGACCAUAGGCGAGCUCUUAUUCUAUAUUCAGCAGGAAGAUGCCAAGGUUGCUUGGUUUGAGUGCAUAGCAACCGUUGCUGAUGUUGUGCACGGUUCAUCCUGGUAUUACAUAGGCUGUGGUGUGUGCCACACUAAGGCAACCAAAGGGCCUACCACCCUUAUGUGUAAAAAAUGUGGGAAACCCGACAUUGUUGGUGUUCCACAGUACCUGGCCAAGAUCUCUGUGUAUGAUAAUGAGGAUCAGGCGUCUUUUGUGCUCCUCGGUGAUGCUGGACAUGAGUUAUCGGGAAGAAAAGCUUCAGAGUUGGUUGCAAGUUAUUUCGAGGUAAUUACAACCCUGUGUGCUUAUGUUAUUUGAAUCUAUAUUCUCCAAGAUAGCUAGAUAUAUAUAGUGACAGUUGUUUAAUGUAUAUUAGGCUAAUGAGAAUGUAGAAGAUGACCACUUGGUUCCGGUACCUCAGGCUCUUAUCGAUACCAUUGGACAGACUCGAAAAUUCAUUGUGAAGGUAUCAGAUCACAAUUUGACAGGCAAGACCCAAGCUUUGACUGUGACAGAGGUCCUCACCCCAGAAGAUCAAGAAGCUGAAGCCCAAGGAACUCUGCAGAAUGGAGUUGCUGAUGGUGAUCCUUCCACAUGCGCUGGGAUAGUGAAGAGGGCUGCUGAUAAGGUCAAGGCAGAAGACCCCAAGCGAGCCAGAUGUGGCUAGGAUGUGUUGAAUCGUGGUUUUAUGAUUACUAAGACUCUAUGCUUUGUUUUUUUUUUAAUCUCAGACUUUGUGUUUGCAACAUUGAACUAUCUUUCUUAUUGUCUCUGCAUAAUGUUUUUUACCUUAAGUUUGAUGUUUGAGCAUCUUUGUUUUGUUGGAUUUGAAGCUUUUACGAAUUUGGUUGUUUUAAGUCUUGCAGUUUACAUUUACAAAUGCAUUCACGAAUAGAUUUUUUAAGAAAAAAUUGUGUUCUAAUCAUUAAAGGUUUUGGUUUUGAGCAACCAUGUAGCAUCAUGCGAAUUUAACAUGGCUUAGACUGUUGGUCUAGGAGGUUCAACUGAUUCCAUUAUUAGGUUCAUAUUUUUUUUAAAGCAAGAUACUUAAGGACCUCAAGAAAGAGUUUGGUUGCAAUGGUACACUGGUUGCAAACACAAUAAUUGCAUAUAAAUAAAUAUAUUAUCAA